Messenger RNA from Hippocampus comes (tiger tail seahorse), 4114 nucleotides. Its product is annotated as dnaJ homolog subfamily A member 3, mitochondrial-like. Lineage: Eukaryota; Metazoa; Chordata; Actinopteri; Syngnathiformes; Syngnathidae. Bases 545 to 2005 code for a protein of 486 amino acids. The transcript has 12 exons. Gene Ontology annotation, biological process: mitochondrion organization; response to heat; protein folding. The record is from RefSeq and is a predicted model, not a curated record. Gene Ontology annotation, molecular function: protein kinase binding; heat shock protein binding; ATP binding. Gene Ontology annotation, cellular component: mitochondrion.
AGGCAUCAAGAAGGUCAGGCAAAGACCUGACAGCAGCCCUCUGCCUCACCUCCCUCUGAUCUGAUGGCUUGACCUCAGAGCAUCUCUCUCCAUAGCUGGAGAGAUUAAAAGACAAAGAAAUGAGCUCAGGAUAAAUAUUUGACUCAUAAGACUUACUGUCUUAUAAGUCAAAUGGUGGGAUCUUUGGACACCUUGCCUGUUGUUACAACAAGCAACAAACAGAAAUCCGAUGUGUCCGGUCUCAUCUCAGCUUCCUGUGUAUCCUCAAAAUAUAGCGAGGAGGUUGGCAUGGAGAUGGCUUGGAAUGAGAACCAGAUAUCCUCUUUCAUUACUUCACAAACGACCCAGUUGGUGUUAAAGAUUCCCUCUUUGUUAUUUACAUUACCUUCUUUAUUAUUUACAGAUCGGUGGCGCCGCCUGCUGUUUAAAUUUAGGUGGGGCAGUGAAACCACUCUUCAAACAAAACGGAAGACUUUGCCGCCAAAAGAGAGAAUUUUUUAGCGCACGCCCACACCGUUGCGGAACAGGAAGUGACGAAAUUAAAAUGGCGUCCUCCGUGACCCGGCUCCCUACGCGCUGUUUCGUCACGUCACUAAUUUCCAAACUCUGCCGCGCUCAUAUUCAUUUUGUAUUAGCCAGAAAUUUGUGUUUUUCGGCCACGGCCUUGGUCGCACACCGGGGAUGUUUGACGGCUCACCCGAGCUCGCGGAGCCACAAAAAUGCGGCGACAUUGAGCCGACUGACAGCCUUGCGAUAUCCUCACGUUAUCCCAGACCGAUGCUUCCGCAGCAGCACGAAAUGUGCGAACAAGCAAGACUUGUACGAAGUGCUGGGUGUCGCCCGCACUGCCUCACAAAGGGACAUCAAAAAGGCAUACUACCAGUUGGCAAAGAAGUACCAUCCAGACACCAACCCAGACGACCCGGAGGCCAAAGAGAAGUUUGCUAAACUGGCUGAAGCCUACGAGGUGUUGAGCGAUGAGGUGAAGAGGAAGCAGUACGACACGUAUGGCUCGGCCGGCUUCGAUGCCAGCCGGGCGGGCCAGCAGCAAUACUACAGAGCCGGCAGCGCCAAUGUGGACCCCGAGGAGCUCUUCAGGAAGAUAUUCGGGGAUUUCGCCGGUGGCUUCCAAGACAUCAACAGCAUGUUUGAGCAACGGCCGGAGUUUGUGAUGGAGCUGACAUUUGCCGAGGCGGCGAAGGGCGUGGACAAGCAGCUGUCAGUCAACGUCGAGGACGCCUGCCCAAGGUGCAAUGGCAGGGGCAGCGAGCCGGGCACCAAAGUGUCGCACUGCCACUACUGCAAUGGCACUGGCAUGGAAUCGCUGCACACGGGCCCUUUCAUGAUGCGAAGCGCGUGUCGACGCUGUGGCGGCAAGGGCUCCAUCGUAACCACGCCCUGCGCUCUUUGCCGAGGUUCGGGUCAGACCAAGAAGAGGCAGACGAUCACGGUGCCGGUUCCGGCCGGGGUUGAACACGGUCAGACCGUGCGGAUGUCAGUCGGCCAGAAGGAAAUUCUCAUUACGUUUCGGGUCCAGGGGAGCCCCGUGUUCAGGCGCAACGGGAUCGACAUCCACUCGGACGUGCUGAUCUCUGUGGCGCAAGCCAUCCUGGGUGGCACCGCCACCGCGCAAGGCCUCUACGAAACCAUCAGCAUUGUGAUUCCCGCCGGCUGUCAAACGGAUCAAGUGAUUCGGCUGCAGGGGAAAGGCAUUCGCAGGCUGAACAGCUUCGGCUACGGUGAUCACUACGUGCACAUCAAGAUCAGCGUGCCCAAGAAGUUGACGCGGAGGCAGCGAUCUCUUCUACUCAGCUACGCCGAGGAGGAGAUAGAUGUUCCUGGGACCGUUAAUGGUGUCAGUCUGUCUCCAGGGGGCGGCAGAGCGUCAGGUUCUAGUGAGAGGGCCAGCAGUUCAGCAGAAGCAGUGGACAAACAGAAGAAGAAGGAGGAAGAAGAGAAGGAGGAGGGAGGCUUUUUUUCAAAACUCAAGAAAAUGUUUAGCUGAAAUGAAGACCACAAGACAAUGAAGGUCAACGUGGAAAAAGAAGAGGACGAAUCCGGAAGGAGUCACCUUUGCAUGGGGCCAGUUGCAAACGUUGCACGCAGCAAACAGGCCAGAAAAACAUGGCAACGCCUCCGCAAAGUGGCAAAGGACGAUGGUAAUUAGCGUAAAGGCUUGUAUGUCUCUAAGAAACUUGUAGCGGCGGCUUAAAAAUAUAUUUAAAUAAAUUCCACAAGCUUUCAUUCAUUGUCGCUGGUGUUUGACGACAACCGGGGGCGUCAUCACUCGCCGUGUGGUUUUGAAGCCCGGCAGGGUGACUCCAAAGGCAAAUUGAAGUUAGACGCCGGCUGUCCCCUUUCUCUGCUUUUUUGGGACCACAGAAAACGUUCUGUUCUCAGCGUGCGGUUUCCAUGCGACAACUGUAAACGUCCUGACUCAAGCUGACCGAGCCGCCCACACUCCACGAGGUGGUUCUGUGUGACGAGUAAUUGAUGGAAUCCUUUUUGCUAUUUACGUCUGCGCCAUGGUUAGCCACAAAAAAAAUGCUCAGCGUCCAUAUUGGACUGAUCGCUGAAGUAUUUCAAGUUACGCUGAUCUCAUUCGGAGUCGAAAAAUGUCCUACGGCGAGCUGGAGCCAACACUGGUUUGCCGGUCAAGCAAACAUUGAUUUGGCUUUGUUCUAUUAAGACAUGCCAUCAUGCUACAAGCAGUUGUUUUGCACGGGCAGACGCAAUAAGAAAAUGAUGACUUUUGGGGCUUUGUUUCCCCGUAAAAAAGUCAACCUUGAUUGAGUUCUAAGUUGUAAGGUUUUGUUUUUGUUUUUUUCCGAAAUUCACUUUUCAAAGCUCGGAAUACAGCAAAAUUAAAUUUCCAAGAAGAAUAGAAGGCUCCCAUGGGAAUUCAGCAAACUUCACGGCCAUGGCUUGCUCCUCCUCCUCCUCCUCAUGUGGGCCUCGGUGGCAUCGUAAAUUUUCUUUAGUCUGAGGCUGUCACACUCCUAAAUCACUCUUGUGUAAUUAUGGAGCGACGGUUGAGUCUCUGUGUUGUUUCUUCCUCGGCCCGUGGCUGGAAAAAAUUGCCGAGCUUGCAGACGGAAAUGUUCCUUGUGAUUUAGUAUUCAUUUUAGGGGUCCCAGCAUCACAGAACAAAAGUUUCACUGAUCAACAUGAAAUGAGUUGGUGAUGCCUGUCAUAACGGGACCACAAAAAAAGACUUGAGGAACUGUGCACAAAAUUAAACGGUCUGCCAUUUUGUACAAAUUCCAGGACUCCUCUACGCUAUUCGUUCAAAUGGUCCCCAAUUGGAAACAGGUUAUGGACAUUUAGUGUUUACCAACCUUUAUUGGGCCAAGCCACUUACAACCCACAUGCCAACAAACAUAUCAAAAUAUUGAAACAACACUCAUUGUGAAAUCUUCCCCAGUUUAGUUGAAGGCAAAGCUAUUCUGUUGAAUGGAUAGCCUGACCAAUAUGAAUUAUUUGAGGCUGAUGCAGAUUCCGAUAUUUGGCAGUAUAAAAUUCCAACAACCAACGAAUCGUCCGAUCAAUUAAAAAAAAAGUACAAUGAAUGAAAUAACUUUUCGGUCCCUAAAUGCUGACGAUAAAAAGGAUGACUUAAGGGCAGAACGUUUGACUGUUUUACUUUUGGGGGGGGGGGGGCAUCAGGGGGCAGGGAAGAGCAUUUUAUCUGUUCUCCCUCUCACUGUACGUCACUGCCAUUAAUUGGUGACCGAAGGAACGACAUUCCUCUGUUGGUCUUUAUAAACAAACACAUACAAAAAUUGUUUAAUAGAAUGUUUAAAAAAAAUCGUGAUUUUGUGCAUUCAAUAAAAUAUCACCAUGGUCACUAUAGUACACGUCAAAGUUUAUGUACACACUAUCACACCCGCACAGUAAACUGUAGUAAUGGUAUUGCUGCAGAGGAUAAAGAAUGUAUGCCUGAGUAUUGUUGCAUUGUCAGUCUUAAUAUGUUGCGAUACUAGUUCCUUUAGCACUCAAUGGAGUUUUGCAUUGUUGUUAGCAUUAAGCUAGCAGACUUUUGUCAUGUAGUGGUCGCUUACGGAUUCAAAGUUAAAUACAUUUCAUUUUCCGGUCAAUAAACGGCUUGAACCAA